Messenger RNA from Aricia agestis (brown argus), 2002 nucleotides. It is a transcript of the gene ash2, whose product is annotated as set1/Ash2 histone methyltransferase complex subunit ASH2. Gene Ontology annotation, cellular component: Set1C/COMPASS complex. The transcript has 10 exons. The coding region runs from base 130 to 1797 and encodes 555 amino acids. Lineage: Eukaryota; Metazoa; Arthropoda; Insecta; Lepidoptera; Lycaenidae. Gene Ontology annotation, molecular function: transcription cis-regulatory region binding; protein binding. The record is from RefSeq and is a predicted model, not a curated record.
UUUGGGGCAUAAUAUUAUUUUGUUGAUAAAAUUAUAACAAAACUAAGUUCUUUACAAAAAACAUGGUAAAAUAAGACCUACAAUAAUCUAAGUUCAAUCCCAAUAGUUAUAUAAAAGUACACAUUGAAAAUGGAAGCUGCAACGAAUAUUCAAAAUGGUCAAGCCGAAUCUCAAAAAGCAGAACAUGCCGAAAAGAAUAGAAACAAAAGCACCAGUGAAUCUCAAGGCACAUGCUAUUGUGGCAAGGAUAGAAAUCUUAACAUAGUGGAGCUGUUAUGCGCCUCUUGUAACAGAUGGUAUCACGAAUCUUGUAUCGGGUACCAGCUGGGAAAGCUGGUACCGUUUAUGACAAACUACUUGUUUGUUUGCAAAAAUUGUUCACCCACAGGCUUGGAGACAUUCAAGAAAAAUCAAGCACCUUUUCCGCAAAUGUGCUUAACAGCUAUAGCAAACUUGUGCCAGGAGAGUGCAAAAGAGGGCACCCAAAAGACAAAGUUCAGCAAGGAUCGUGAUAUCAUACCAUACAUUGACCAGUAUUGGGAAGCUAUGACCACAAUGCCGAGAAGGGUCACUCAAUCCUGGUAUGCUACUGUACAGCGGGCUCUGUUAAAGGACAUACAAGUGAUGUUCUCCUACGAGGAGGACCCAACACAAGGGCCCGUGUUCGGGCUAUACAACAUGGAACUUACGAACAUCAAACCAAACUACGAGGCUAUGAUCAAACAAGGCCAACUGAAGGUCACCGAUAUGGGAAUUGCUGCUAUCCCUCUCACCGGCAACGUCAAGGGCCGACAGGGGAAGCGUCGGCCUGCCGUCAGCAGCCUGGACGCCGGCGCGCCGGUCGGCAAGAAGGGCCGAUCGGCUGACGUCGGCGCCCUCAAGCUGCCCUCACACGGAUACCCCACAGAGCAUCCCUUCAACAAGGACGGGUAUCGAUAUAUCCUGGCCGAACCCGACCCGCACGCGCCGUUUAGACAGGAGUUUGACGAGAGCAACGAAUGGAGCGGUAAGCCGAUACCCGGGUGGCUAUACCGGUCCCUGUGCCCCGGCGUAGUGCUGCUGGCGCUGCACGACCGCGCGCCGCAGCUGAAGAUAGCCGAGGACCGCCUCGCUGUGACCGGCGAGAAGGGGUACUGCAUGGUGCGGGCUACUCACGGUGUGUCGAGCGGUACGUGGUACUGGGAGGCGACUGUCGAGGAAAUGCCGGAGGGCGCCGCGAGCCGGCUCGGCUGGGGCCGCCGCUACGCCAACCUGCAGGCGCCGCUCGGAUACGACAAGUUCGGAUACAGCUGGCGCAGCCGCAAGGGGACCAGAUUCCACGAAUCUCGCGGUAAACACUAUAGCCCUGGCUACGGGGAAGGAGACACGUUGGGCUUCCUCAUAGUGCUGCCCAAAGGCGUUACCACCAAGUACACGCCCAAUACUUACAAAGAUAGACCCUUAGUGAAAUUCAAGAGCCAUCUCUACUAUGAAGAUAAGGAUAAUAUACAGGAGUCUUUAAGCAAAUUAAAAGCCUUGGAGGGCAGUCGCAUAUUGUUCUUUAAGAACGGCGAAUGUCAAGGCGAGGCCUUCACGGAUAUUUAUGGCGGCUGCUACUACCCGGCCGUGUCGUUACACAGAAAUAUCACUGUCAGCGUCAACUUUGGACCCAAUUUCAAGUGUCCGCCUAACACAGAUAUUAAUUAUCGACCUAUGUCAGAGAAAGCAGAAGAAGCAAUAUGUGAGCAGACCAUGGCAGAUUUGCUGUAUUUGACAGAGAAUGAAGGAAAGCUGCGACUGGACAACUUCAACAUUUGAUACAACUAACACCGUCCAACGGUGUCUAAACGGACUGCCCUAGGGUUUUAUAUGAAAUAUUGGCUGUUGUGUAAUUGGCAUUUGAUUGGCUCAGAUAUGGCGUAUAAUAAGGGAUGUAUAAUAAACAUUUCUAAGGAUAGACUUAAAAAACCAAUCAUUAAACUCUGAAGCAGCUAUACUCAACCUGCGGCCCGCCGCCCGCCGC